Messenger RNA from Amblyraja radiata (thorny skate), 4723 nucleotides. RefSeq names its product transmembrane protein 132C. Lineage: Eukaryota; Metazoa; Chordata; Chondrichthyes; Rajiformes; Rajidae. The record is from RefSeq and is a predicted model, not a curated record. The coding region runs from base 522 to 3848 and encodes 1108 amino acids. The transcript has 9 exons.
UCGGGGAUGGGGAUGUGGGGGUUCAGGCAGGUCAACGCUGUUGACAUCAGACCACCAGCAGUGAGCAACUUGGCAGGGCCGCCCUCGUCCCGCCCCCCCGCCGCCGCCAUUGGCCGCUCGGUGGCCAGCGCCGCCUACUGCGGGCCUGCCAUUGGCCGGGGCGGCUGCCCGUCACGUGCCGGCCCCGCUACUUCCGCGAAGGCGCUGAGCGAGUGCAGGCUGAUUGUGGCGAUAAGGGCAGGAGUGAGCGGGCAAACUUGGCCCCGGCAUCUCCUCCCACCCUCUCCUCCUCCUCCAACCCUCUCUCCCUUCUUCCUCUUCAUCUGGGCAUCUUCCUCUCGACUUGGAGUGGCUGUUGUACAAACUUCAGGGACUCACCGCCCCGGGCGCGGACAGCUCUGGAGAGUGCAUGGAGUUUUAACAAGGAGGGGGGGAAACUGCAGCUUCUGCAAAGUCUCCCGUUAGCGGGAGGGCGAGCGACUUGUCCCGGUGGGAGCGCCGCAAGGAAUUCCUGGGGCAAUAUGCGGACUUUGGGAUUUUCAAAGCUGGCUACAUUUCGCCUUUGCAUGGCUGAGAUUGUGAUUUUUGCCGCCUUACUCUGCAAAGUUGUACAGAGCCGAGGGGUCGCGGGGAUCGGGGAGAGUGCGCAGAGGUUUUCGUCGCUACCUGUGUACCUGCCGGUGAACUUCCGAGUUCAGAAAGCUGCAAGUUCAUUUUUCCUCAAGGAAGCCAACCAGGAAAUCAUGCGCAACUCCAGUCUGCAGUUCCGCAUGGAGCCCUUCUUCAUCAACGAGGCCAAGAACCCUCCGGUGAUCAACGCCAGUUACGGACCUUACACUGUGGAGCAGGUUGUCCCUAGAGCACUCCUGCAACCUUCUGAUACGUUCAGCAUGGUCGAUAAGUUCACCUUCAACUGGAAGAUCAAAGCCAACAUCAUUGAUGAUAAGGUCUACUCUAAUCGGCCGAUAGUGCAGAUCUUGUUUUACAUCACGGGCCGAGACUGGGAUGAUUAUGGCAUCCACGAUAAUCUACCCUGUAUACGGGUGUAUGCUUUUCGGGAAACGAGGGAGGUGAGAAACAGUUGCCGCCUGCAGGGAGACCUUGGGUUAUGCAUUGUGGAACUGGAGCUGCUGCCCUCUUGGUUUAACCCGCCCACCGUGGUGCCGGGUCGCAAGCGGAUAACCGACCAGUCCGAGGGGACGCCGGUGGAGCUUUAUUACUUGGUGCAGGACACGGAUGAGGACGGUGAUUGCGACGCGGAGGAUGUGCGCAAGGGCAACGCCAUCCGGCCUGGGCGCGAGGAUGCUGACGAGACGCUCCACUCCCUGCACCGUAUCGGCAGCGUGCGGCUGCGCCAGGGUUCUGGCGACCCGCUGCGGACUGAGAUGCGGCUGGACAACAACGUCAUCAUCUCCGUCUUGCAGAGGCCCGUCAAGCAAGGCGAGGUUGUCACCUUCCACGUGUCUCUGGCCAGCAGCUCGCCCGUGAACCAGUUCACACUGCGGGCAAAGGCCAAAAAGGGAGUGAACAUUGUUGAUAUAAGACCCAGCAUUCCGACCUUGUGGGAAGUUAAACAGGAGAUGGGAAAUGGUGGGAAGCAUUCCAUCGCAACUGUUGUUUGCCAGAAGAAUCCCGAUGCUUCAACCAACAGAAUUGACGGGGCUUCCUAUGAAAUAAUGCAGAUGGACUUUGAAAUGGAUAACUUCAGCAGUCUGUCGGUGACCCGGCGAAUCAUGUGGCAGGUGGAAUACCCUGGAAAACCCUCGCAGGCCGACCAGGAGAAGGCCGUGUCAGAGCUUCACGUCAGUCAGAGGGACAUCACCAAAAUCGUCCCUCUUGCCAUGAGCACCGAAAUCCUCAACACUGCAAUCCUCACCGGCAAAACGGUGGCUGUUCCCGUCAAAGUCAUAGUGGUGGAGGAGGACAGCACCGUGACGGACGUGUCGGAGUUUGUGGCGUGCAAAUCAUCCGACCCAAACGUGCUGAAGGUUUCCGACAGAUGCGACUACAUCCUAGUGAACGGAAAGGAGAUGCGGGGCAAAGUGAACGCAGUCGUCAAUUUUACGUACGAGCAUCUGAGCGCACCGCUGGAAGUCACGGUGUGGGUACCUCGUCUCCCCCUGCAGAUUGAGGUCUCUGACACUGAGCUCAGCCAGAUCAAAGGGUGGCGAGUCCCCAUCGUCUCCAGUAAAAGGCCGACACGGGAUAGCGAAGAUGAAGAUGAUGACGAGAAGAAAGGGAGAGGGUGCACCCUUCAGUAUCAGCGUGCCAUGGUGAGGGUCCUCACACAGUUUGUGGCAGAGACCUUGGACCCGGGUGGGCAGCUGGUCUACAUGCUGGGCAACGACUGGCAGGCCGACAUCACAGACCUGGUCACCGACUUCCUGAAAAUGGACAAUCCACGCAUCGCAAAGCUGGAGGGCGGGAGGAUCCUGAGCGGACAGGAGCUCGGAAUGGCCACCAUUCAGGUUCUGUCGCCGCUGUCUGACUCUAUCCUGGCCGAAAGAACAAUAACGGUCAUCGAUGAGAAGGUGACGGUCACUGACCUCGGGAUUCAGGUCGUGGCGGGACUUUCCCUUUCCUUCCAACUGAGUCCCGGCAGCAACCGUAUCAUCACUGCCAUGGCAACCGCAAAAGAGCAGCUUCACACCGCAAAGCAGGAGGCAAUAAUCAGUGGUUGGAUUCAGUUCAGUGACAACAGUUUGACUCCCCUGGAUAUUUACGAUCCCAAGGACUAUACUCUCACUGUCUCUUCAAGGGAAGAGGCCGUCAUCUCAACGUACCAGGACCUGCAGUUACAGUGGCCGAUUGUCACGGUGGAGGGAGAGGGCCAGGGGAAUCUGCUGAAGGUGGAAUUGGUCAUCUGCGAAAUCUGCCAGAAGUCCAAGCGGAAGAGCAUCCUGGCGAUCGGCAACAGCAACAUCGAGGUCAAGUUCGGUCAGAAUAACGCGGGCCCCAAGAGCGGCGUCGAGGAAGAUGUGGAGAACCGGGCGAGUGACCGGAGGCAGAAGAACGCGGAGGCGGAGACGACGGGGCAGAACGGGCGGUACUUCAGCAGCGCCACCGCGGACCGUGAGGAGGGCUCGGUGAGGCCGGCCGAACCCACCGUCAAAGCUGCGGGCAAGGGGGGCAACGCGGGCGGUGCGGAGCAGGAAGGCGGCGACCAACAACUGCAAAACAUCCCCCUGGACGCCGCCAACUUCCCUUCGCACGACCUGACCAGGGUGUCUGGGGACAGCGAGAGUCUAGACGAGAACGACCUGGUGCAGGCGCCCAGGGGUCUGACUGACCUGGAGAUCGGGAUGUACGCUCUGCUGGGCGUCUUCUGCCUGGCCAUCCUCGUCUUCCUCAUCAACUGCGUCAUGUUCGCCCUGAAGUACCGGCACAAGCGGAUCCCCACCUCGGAGGCGCAGGGGACCAUGAACCACUCCCACGACUGGGUCUGGCUGGGCAACGAGACGGAGCUGCUGGAGAACACGGGAGACAUCUCCCCGCGGCAGCUGUGCCAGCACACGACGGCCAUCGACAGGGCGGCGGCCUUCGAGGAGAGCAACCAUCUGCUCAACGGAGGCGGCGGCCAGAAGAACAUCCAGGGCCAGGUGCACAGGUCGGCCCUCUGCAGCGAAGGCAAGGACCACAAGGACGAACCUUUGAACUCUCCCACCACAAAACGAAAACGGGUAAAGUUCACAACAUUUACCACCAUACCCCCCGACGAGGGAUGCCCCGCACCAAGUUCUGUCCUUCUGGGCAACGAGGAAGACAUUAAGUGGGUUUGCCAGGACAUGGGCUUGGGGGACUCGCACGAACUCAGAAACUAUAUGGAGAGAAUACACGACAAGGUGUAGUCACCGUGUCAAAGGUCCAGUCUGUUUUCAUUCUUUGCUCACCUUUAUGCCUUCAGUUUUGAGUGAUUGUGCGGGAAGUCCAGUCGGGAAUGGGACCAGUUUGUUUGUGAGAAUUUUAAAAACACUGGAAAGCAAAGCACAGGACUACACUGGUAUCAGACAAAUCAGCAGUGGCGUCCACCAAAAGUCAACAUCCACGGGAGAUGGGGCCACAUUUGGGGUGGACAAGGAUAAAUAAAGACGAGGCGGACACAGGAAGGAAGGAAGGAAGGAAGGAGAGGAAUGGGCGUUGACACAACACAGCAAAGGAGACUCUGAAUGCAGCAAAUGUUAAGAAACACACACGUGGAGGCCAGAAGUGCUGGUGGGAAGAAUAAAUGCCAGAUUAACCUGCAAUGGGGGGGCAGUGAAGAGAGAAAUGCGCCGCAUUGAACUGGAUAAAUAUCGCAAAUGGACACUCCUGUUCAGCGACGCAUUCUUGAAAGGGUUGGACUGUGUGGAAGAAGCACUUCUGAUUAGAUGACACUAAGACAGUAGUCCAUGGGAGCUGGCUCUUAACACAAAUGUCUUAUUUACCAGCUCCAAACGUAAUCAUUUUAUAUGAUUUGUUAAUUUUGGACUUCAGUUGUAAUCUCAAAUCUUGAACUUUAUGCUCUGUGUAAAAUUUAUUUUAAGUCUUGUUUAUAUUUAGACUCUUACGUUUCCCACGUUAUUAUUUAUGGUGCAGUAAUAAGUCGUACCCACCUUUAUAACUUAGGUGAAAUAUUUUAACAAAGUAUACCUAGAAUGCAUUGUAGAUUACUAGAAUGUAAAAUUUAUUUAUAAAUAUUAUACACAUUGUAAAUAAAAGUUGCUUAAGAUAGCUUGAAAAUCUA